GAAAAAUAAAAUUUUUCACAAGGCAAAAUUUACUCUAAAAAAAGAUUUCGUUUUUUUUUCUUAUUGUUUUUUUCUUUAAUGUUUUUUGUGUUUUUAUCGAAAAAAAAAUAGAAAUUCAAAAUUUUAAAAUUCUCAUUUUGUGAUUAAUUUUCACACAAAAAAUUUUUUAUUUGGAAAGAAAAAAACAAGAAUAGCGGGACAAUCGCGAAUACCCUCUGUGCUCUUUUUUUUCUGUAUAUAUAAAAAAUUCAUAAAUAUAAUUGCAAAAUAGAUAAAAUAAAAAAACGUACGUAAAACAACGUGUGCUCUACGUUUCUUUUUUUUUGUCAAAGAAAAAUAUUUAAUUUUUUUUUAUUAUUAUUUUACAGUGAUAAUAAAUAGUGAUUUAUGAUUAAAAAUUUUUUUGAUUAAAUAAUCAUAACAAAUUAUAUAAAAUUAUUAUUAAUAAAAAGAAAUAUUUAAAAGAAAAAAAAAUAAAAAUAAAUCAUAAAAGUAAAGUGAAACCACAGAAUAAAAAAUUGGAAAAAAAAUAUUUUUAUACAAAAAUCAUAAAAUCAGAUUUAUUGAGUGUAUAACAGAAAAAUUAUUAUAUGUAGAAAUUGAAAAAUUUUUCAAAAAAAAAAAUUUUGAAAUUAUUUUCAUUUAAUUUUAUAAUAAAUUCAAUUAAUAAAAAUUUCAUAAAGCUAAAAAUUUUGACCGAGAGAGAAAAUCACAGUGGUUUUUGUUGCUAGUGUUUUGAUAAUUUUAGUUGCAAAUAAACAAACAAAAAUAAAAAGCGAAAAAUUUAUAUAAAAUUGUUUAUACAACAUACUUGUAUACACAUAAGAGUGUUUAUUAUUAAUAAUUAAAAAUUAAAAGUUUAUUAGAGAUUAAAAUAUUUCAUAAAAUAAAAUAUUUACAAAGAAUUAAAGAAUUUAAUUAAAAAAAAAUUUCAAUCAAGUGAAAAGAAAAAUAUAUUUAAUUAUAAAAAGUUAAUAAAAAAGGAAAUGUCAGAUAGCGAUAUGGUUGGUGAUAAACCCGUUGACAUGGAUACUACCGAAACAAAAAAAGAAACUGAUAUUGUUGAUGAUGACACCACUAAAACUAAAUCAUCAACGGAGACACCAGCGCCAGCUGCUGGUGAAAAUCCAGAUGAUGAUGACGAUGAGUUCGAAUAUGAAACGGAAAUUAAAAGAACUGUUGUUAAAAGGACUAUGAAAAUAACUGAGACUACGUCUACAACGAAAACAACACCACUUUCAAAUGCCCCAAUUGGAAUUGAAAAAUUAUACGGUAAAGAUUUAAGUGAGUACGAUGAAAUCGACGUUGAUACGUUGUUAUCUCAAUUAUCGCCAGAAGAAAUAAAUUUAUUGGCAAAAGAAGUUGAUCCAGAUGAUUCUUUCCUUCCACCAAGUCAAAGAUGCAGCUAUGAAUGUGAAAAAUCAUCUACAGGUCCAUUAAAUCGUAAAAAACUAAUAGAGCAUAUUAACAAACAGGCUAUUGAAGCACCAGAUUUACCAGAAUUUGAACCAUAUGUUAAAGGUACAGUACGUGGUAAGAAAUGGAUACCACCACCACAAUCACAAAGGGAAGCCGAAGCUGAUGAGCAAAUUGCUAUUGACAUGGGUGAAGAAUAUGAACAUGCAUUAUCAAGCGCAUCACAAGAAGAAAUUAUUGACUUAGCAGCUAUUCUUGGUUUCCAUUCAAUGAUGAAUCAAGACCAAUAUCACGCAUCGUUGCUUAAUAAAGGACAACCAGUUGGUCUAGGUUGGGACGGUAUUACAAAAUCAUCAACUCAAAAAGUGUAUCCGAUGGAACCACCUAAUCAAACAGAUGUUGAAGAUUCAAUUAAAAAAGUCAAAGAUGAUGACUCAAAAUUAAUUGAACUUAAUUUAAAUAAUAUUAAAAGCAUUGCAGACGAGAAAUUCGAACAGUUAUUUAAAGCACUGCCCGAAAAUGAGCAUUUGGAAGUUUUAUCAUUAACAAAUGUUGGUUUAACUGAUAGACAUGCUCUUUUAUUGGCCGAAGCUAUCGAAAAAAGUAAAACAUUGAGAGUAUUAAAUGUUGAAACAAAUUUCAUUAGUCCACCAAUGAUUGUUGCAUUGGUCAAAGCAUUAUUGAAGUGCAGAACAGUUGAAGAAUUUAGAGCUACAAAUCAGCGAUCGUCAGUACUUGGCAAUAAAAUUGAAAUGGAAAUAACAGAAUUAGUAGAAAAAAAUAACUCCCUGCUGCGAUUAGGUCUUCAUUUGGAAUAUAACGAUGCCCGUCAUAGAGUUGCUGCCCAUUUACAACGCAAUAUCGACAGGAUCGUACGAGUUGAGAAAUUAAAACCAAAUUUGCCAAAAUUAAUACUACCAGCAAAUAUUGGUGUUGAACCCGAACCAUAUAUGAAUCAAAUAAAAAAUAUUAAACGAAUCACACCAUCACCAACUCCAUCACCAAUACCUCCAGAAGACUAUGAUGUUGAAUUUGAUCCAGACAACGUUGUUGUACGCGGCUCUGGUGGAGAUUAUUGUGAUGAUGAUGAUGAUCCACGUUCAAAUACAAGUCGUUCAGUGACACCAUAUUCAAAUCAACGUGAUGGCAAUGAUAUAAUUAUUGGUGACCCCGUUGGUGAUUUUAGCUUCAAUCCACAUACGAUGUAAAGAUAAACUUCGCUGUAAAUUACAACCCAAUAAAUCAAAUUCGAAUUACACGAAACUUCAUCUCUUAAUAAGUGUAUAGUCUAGUCAUUUAUGCAAAAUCUUAAAUGUAUCUUAUUUUCACAUUAUAUAAAUUAUUAAACAAAUUGCACUACAUUAUCGAAAAUUUUAUAAAAUUAAUGUACAAUUCAAGAGAAAUUUACAAUACGCCUUUCCCGUCUUAACCAGCGUAAAUAAAAAGUGAACAUCAAAAUCACAAAAUAUAAUUUUAUUUAAUAUAAUUAUAUUAAUAUUUAAAAAACAAAACAAAAAUUAUGUAUAUGCAAGAAAAAAAAAAUCUCUCCAAAUAAAUUAUAUGACAAUUGCUACGAAUGUUUUCGAUUAAUCCUCUAAAACCCUGAAACAAUUCUCGACAAAUCAGAAUGGGACAUUUUUCAAGAAAUUAUACAGCUGGAUAUGCUAUGCCAGUAUCAUUUGGCAAUAAACGAGCUUAGAACUGCCAAGCACAUACAAAUAAUAUUCUUUCUUUCUAAUUAAUUAUACAAAACAAAUUAAAAUAGAAAAUA
Molecule: messenger RNA, 3187 nt
Organism: Condylostylus longicornis
Lineage: Eukaryota; Metazoa; Arthropoda; Insecta; Diptera; Dolichopodidae
Gene: tmod
Product: tropomodulin
Exons: 11
Coding region: 987-2624 (545 amino acids)
Biological process (GO): pointed-end actin filament capping; myofibril assembly
Cellular component (GO): myofibril
Molecular function (GO): tropomyosin binding
Source: RefSeq, a predicted model, not a curated record